Engraulis encrasicolus (European anchovy) is the source of this 2383-nucleotide messenger RNA. RefSeq names its product protein tyrosine phosphatase domain containing 1b (gene ptpdc1b). NCBI's taxonomy places the organism in Eukaryota, Metazoa, Chordata, Actinopteri, Clupeiformes, Engraulidae. Gene Ontology annotation, molecular function: protein tyrosine/serine/threonine phosphatase activity; protein tyrosine phosphatase activity. Gene Ontology annotation, cellular component: cytoplasm. The record is from RefSeq and is a predicted model, not a curated record. The transcript has 9 exons. Gene Ontology annotation, biological process: protein dephosphorylation; cilium assembly. Bases 1 to 2073 code for a protein of 690 amino acids.
AUGACUGGGGCGUCAGAUGGCCAGACUUGCCCUAAGGUCACAGGCUACUAUCUAGGACGGCGACCCACAGCCAAGUACUCGAUAGUGGGGGAGACUCUCCGGAGUGUCGUCCCCAGCCACCUGCAGUGCUCCAUCGGCUGUGGAGGCAAGGCUUGCAAGUAUGAGGACCCCACUCGCUGGACCGACGACCAACAGGCCAUCAAGGGAAUUUACUCAUCAUGGGUCACGGAAAAACUGCUGGCAAUGGCGAGGCCUUCAACAGAAGUGAUUGAGAAGUUUAAAGUCAUUGACCAGUUUCGCAGGUGCAACAUCAGGACGGUAAUUAACCUGCAGAAGCCUGGUGAGCAUGCCAACUGCGGAAACCCCCUGGAGCCUCUGAGCGGCUUCAGCUACUGUCCAGAGGCCUUCAUGGAGGCAGGCAUAUUCUUUUACAACUACGGCUGGAACGACUACGGCGUGGGCUCCCUGGCUGGUAUGCUGGACAUCAUGAAGGUGAUGUCGUUUGCGGUGCAGGAAGGCAAAGUGGCUGUUCACUGCCACGCCGGGUUAGGGAGGACAGGGGUGCUGCUGGCCUGUUUCCUCGUCUACUCCACCAGGAUGUCUGCAGACCAGUCCAUCCAGUGGGUGCGGGACAAGCGGCCCAACUCCAUCCAGACCCGCGGCCAGCUGCAGUGCGUCAGACAGUUCGCCCAGUUCCUGGAGCCGGUGCGGAGCGUCUUCUCCUGCGCCGCGCCGCACGUGCGGCCCUUCACCCUGGCCCAGUACCUGGUGCGGCAGAAGAACAUGCUGCACGGCUACGAGAUGCGGCAGCUGCGGCACCUGCCCAAGCUCGUGCACAUGGUGUGCAAGCUGCUGCCGGACAUCGCCGACAACCGGGAGAUCAUCGCCGAGGAGAUCCUGGACGUGCCGGAGAUGACGGAGGAGAUGGAGGACGCCAUGGUGGACGCCAUCCACUCCUUCCGCAUGAUGAGCCGGCGCUGGGAGCAGAGCAAGGGGCAGAGCGGCCUGCCGCCCAGGCUGCCGGGGCUGCCGUGGGGCGAGAGCGAGAAGAACCCCCUGCACUACUCCCGCAAGAGCCUCAGCUUCAGCGACACGGACCUGCAGAGACUGGGCAGCAAGCUGGAUCUCGUGGACAACCCUCUGACCGUUGUCGCUGGCCUGAACUGUCCGUCUCUGAUGCACGACAAACGCCGGACGGAGUCUGUUUCCGUCACUCUUCCAGGCAGCCCCACGCCCACGCAGGCGAGCCCCACGGGAUCCCAGGGCUCCGUGUGGGACAUCAAGACAGAGAUGGACAAAAGAGAAGGAUCGCCCCUGAUGAGAAGAAGGCAAGAGAACGGCCUGCAACGCAGCAAGUCUGCCAUAGACACCAGGAACGGCAUGUCUAGCGUAUGGAACUUGUCCGGGUGGAGGACGUCGCAAAGAUCAGAGGAGAUGCUUCGCAGCGAGUCAGGGAUGAUGGGCUCCGGACUCAGACUAGGGAGUGGUGGCGGGGGAGGGGAGGUGAGCACGGCCGAGUCCGAGUACUCCGAGGUGCCCUUCAUCACCCUCCAGUCUGAGCUGACACUGGAGUCCAAGCACCUGCUGCUGGCUCAGGCCCUGGCUCUGGACCUGGAGAGAGACGGACAGGAUGACCACAAGGACCGCGUCACAGCUUGGCAGGAGGAGCUGAACCGCGGUGCAGGUGUGUGGGAGCACCUGUGUCUGGAGAGAGACCCCUUCAUCCUGGCUGCUCUCAUGUGGUCCUGGCUGGAGCAGCUCAAAGAGCCUGUGCUCUCCGUACAGGACGUCCAGGCCCUGGGACAAGGCGACGCAGAGCCCAAAUCCACACUCGACAGCCUGGAUAAGGCGCCUAAAGAGACUCUGAUGUGUGUUCUGGAGUGCUUUGCCCAUGCCCUCGACAUCCCAGAGGCCGUGGACGAUGCCUUUCUAGAGCGCAUCACCAAGGCUUUCACUCAGAUAGAGAAGGACUCCAGUGAAGACGUGGGAGUUUAUCAGACGAUGCUUUCCAUUUUGAGACCUAUUCUGACGGAGAUGCGACGAGUAGUCCAACUGCAACUUGAACUGCAGUGACAGUGCAGACACUAAAGGGUUUGAAGCGCUCAGGAGACUGUGCAAACAAUAUUACUCAGGUGCUCAUCUGUACUGGGUGAAGUGUAAGUCCAAAAAAGGAAGGAAAAAGCAGAGGCACUCUGAGUGAAGGCGUUCGAUUCUCGAGCACAUCAGGGGUGCAAAUCAAACUACUACCUCUCAUCCUGUGGCGUCUGUCUUCCUCCCCCCAGUGUCACUCUGCCUCCAUGGAAAAAAACAAACUUUUCCCACCAUGAACGUUUUUUUUUUAGGUUUUUGUUUUUGGUCUUUUACGACUUAAUUGAUGAUAGGA